Molecule: messenger RNA, 11515 nt
Organism: Oncorhynchus gorbuscha (pink salmon)
Lineage: Eukaryota; Metazoa; Chordata; Actinopteri; Salmoniformes; Salmonidae
Gene: wnk1b
Product: WNK lysine deficient protein kinase 1b
Exons: 33
Coding region: 1414-9516 (2700 amino acids)
Biological process (GO): positive regulation of potassium ion import across plasma membrane; protein phosphorylation; positive regulation of sodium ion transmembrane transporter activity
Cellular component (GO): cytoplasm; cytosol
Molecular function (GO): ATP binding; chloride channel inhibitor activity; potassium channel inhibitor activity
Source: RefSeq, a predicted model, not a curated record
AAAAGCGAUUGGCUGACGAGGGCCCCACGUCAAUACGCCGAUUGGGAGCGUAUAGCUUGGCUAGAGCAGUUAGCAACCAGAUAGAUACACAGUCGCCGCGCCAUCAAACCUUACAUCUGUGGAUGAAGCGAACCAAGGGGAAACAGCUGUAUGCAGGCUAUGUUAGCGAUCUGAAACGACAACAUCUGACUGUGGACACGUAGGAAAGAGUCUUUACCUACAUACAUUGCGUUGUCAUUUUCUGUCUGCUGUUUUGUGGAUAACAAAAGCGAAUUCGAUUCGAACGGAGUCAUUGGAACAGACGAGUGAACGAGAAUUGAACCGCAGUGGAUGUCUUGCUCUUUCUGUGUUCACAUCGUAAUACAACUGUAGCUGAGUAAUCGCAUGGAGAUGGAGUAAAAUUGAGGUCAUCUGGAAUUGAAUUGCGACUGAGAGAUGGAGAAUUUGUUUUGUCCGCUCUGAUCUAAUAGGAGGGAGAGAAGAACUGCUGGAUACAUAGGGGAUACAACCCCGAUAUGAACGUGGCUUUUUCGCUCUGCUUGAGGUAGCUGCUAAAGCCAAUGAAAGACAGCGGUCUUGAACGCAUACGGUCGCUUUGGAAUGUAGAUAUACGCGUUUAUUCUUGCACAUUUAAAUAAAACAAAUGUGAUCUAAUACUGUUAACUAGGACUAUCGUUGCAUAUUUUUUGUUUGUUGAAUUACUCUUCCAAGUAUCAACCAACCGAUCUUCUACGGGAGAAUGGCCAUAACACGAAAGUGAAUCUGCCCCUUGCUUUGGAGGCAGUGAAGUUAAUGGUGUGAGUGAGAUUUCUCCCUCCCCCACCAUCACUACAGCGACACACCAGAGGCUGUCCACUGUCCAGGCCCAAGCAGUCAGCCUGAGCCUGCUAGUACAGACUAUCUGGCCUCCUCUUCUUGUGGUCCCUUAUGCUCAAUGAAGGCUAUCUCUGGGUCGCUACAGGAUGGAUGGUGUGGAUUUGACGGUCCUUGUGUGUCAUCAUCAGCGCUUGCUCCUCUGUGACUGUUUCCUGUUCUUUUCCAUUUAUAAAAGAACGCCCCCUCUUCUGGGCCCAACCACCCCUGAGCGCUGUAAAAGUUAUAGUAACUGUUGUUGCUAAGUGACACUUACAGAGGAGGUUAAGUUAACUCUCCCCCCAUCCAAACUCCACAGAGGGUUUUCUCCAGAGGUUUUAUUUUAUAUACCCAUAUUAUAUAUUUUCCCCCUCAGGAGUUUGUUUGGAAGACGCACAGGUGUUCGGUUCUUCACAACAAAAGUUUUGGUUUAUUGUUGGUUGAGGUUUACAGUUACUUUUUCUCAAGUUUUUUGUUCUUCCUUGUAAUUUAUUUAUACCUCAUUAUUUGGAGUUUUUUUCUCAUUGCUCACUCACACCCCCUGGAAUAAAAAAAAACAAGAUGUCGGAAACAGACAAGUUCCUAGCCCCUUUCCCUCCGCCACCCAAGAAUGUGAAUGGUUCCAGCUCGGACACGUACCUUGGUGAGAAUUUGGGGACCGACGGUGUCCGCCGACGCCGCCACACCAUGGACCGCGACCCCAAACAGGCCGAGCAUCGCUUCUUCCGGCGCAGCGUCAUCUGUGACUCGAACGCCACCGCCUUAGACCUCCCCAGCAAGGCCGUCAUCCUCACCUCCCCGCCCGACUGCGAGCCCCCCAGCCUGGGCUGGCUCUCCCUGGCUGUCCCCUCUGUGGUGGUACCCGAGCCGUGCCUGGUGGUGGCCGAGGUGGAAGCAGAUGAGGAAGGAGGGGAGGGGCCUUGUAGUGCGGUAUUAGGGCCCAGUGUUGGUGGUGGUACUAGAGUGGAUGGUACGGUAGUGCAGAUAAAGCCAUGCACGGCAGUAUUGGAUGUUUGCGGCGGAGAGAAAGGAAAGAAGCUGUUGUCGUUAGCCGCUGCAGAGGCUCCUGGAAUGGAGGAGGUGGCGCCCAGAAAAGCGGGGGAGCCCGCGGAGGAGGAGAGUGGUAGUGUUACAGAGGAGAUGCGAGAGGAGAAGGAGAAGGGGGCGGCUAAGGCCCUAUUAGAGGAGCAGAAGAGGGAAGCAGAGAAAAAGGUUCAGGACGACAUAGAGGAAGUAGAGACCAAGGCCAUAGGGACCUCGCUGGAUGGACGCUUCCUGAAGUUUGACAUCGAGAUCGGACGCGGAUCCUUCAAGACGGUCUACAAGGGCCUGGAUACGGAGACUACAGUGGAGGUGGCGUGGUGCGAACUGCAGGAUCGUAAGCUGUCUAAGACGGAGCGUCAGAGGUUCAAGGAGGAGGCUGAGAUGUUGAAGGGUCUGCAGCACCAUAACAUUGUACGCUUCUACGACUCCUGGGAGUCUCCCUCCAAAGGAAAGAACUCCAAGUGCAUCGUGCUGGUCACAGAGCUUAUGACAUCAGGCACCCUCAAAACGUAUCUGAAGCGGUUCAAGGUGAUGAAGAUCAAGGUUCUACGUAGCUGGUGUCGUCAGAUCCUAAAGGGGCUCCACUUCCUCCACACCCGGGCCCCUCCCAUCAUUCACAGGGACCUGAAGUGUGACAACAUCUUCAUCACCGGCCCCACUGGCUCCGUCAAGAUAGGAGACCUGGGAUUGGCUACGCUCAAACGGGCCUCCUUCGCCAAGAGUGUCAUAGGUACCCCAGAGUUCAUGGCCCCUGAGAUGUAUGAGGAGAAGUAUGACGAGUCAGUGGAUGUGUAUGCCUUUGGGAUGUGCAUGCUGGAGAUGGCCACCUCAGAGUACCCCUACUCCGAGUGCCAGAACGCUGCACAGAUCUACCGCCGAGUCACCAGCGGAGUCAAGCCGGCCAGCUUUGACAAGGUAGCCAUACCAGAAGUGAAGGAAAUCAUCGAGGGAUGCAUCCGCCAGAACAAAGAUGAGAGAUAUGUCAUUAAGAUCCUGCUGAGCCAUGCGUUCUUCCAGGAGGAGACUGGUGUGCGUGUGGAGCUAGCCGAGGAGGACGAUGGGGAGAUGAUCGCUAUCAAACUGUGGCUGAGGAUAGAAGACGUCAAGAAGCUGAAGGGAAAGUACAAGGACAACGAAGCCAUCGAGUUCUCCUUCGACCUCAACAAGGACUUCCCCGAAGAUGUGGCACAGGAAAUGGUCGAGUCUGGCUAUGUGUGCGAGGGAGACCACAAGACGAUGGCCAAGGCCAUCAAAGACCGAGUGUCUCUGAUCCAAAAGAAGAGAGAACAGAGGCAGCUGGUCAGAGAGGAGUUGGAGAAGAGGAAUCAGAAGCAGCAGUUUCCUCUACAGGCAGCAGAGGCCCUCAGAUCCCCCCAGCAGAGUCAGUUACCCCCCCAGCCCCCUAUAGCCCAGACUGAGAAGGAGGACCCAGAGAUGGACCAGCAGCAGUACCAACAGGCCAACAUCUCCAUGACAUCUGACGGAGCGGUGGACAACGGCCAGGGUUCGUCUGUGUUCUCCGAGUCCCAUCUGGGCCAGCUGACCAUGUCCUAUAGCAACAUCCCUGCCACCCAGCAGCAGGGCCAAACCCAGGGCCCCUCCCCCUUCCCCCAGCUGCAGCAACAGCAGCAGCAGCUCAAUGCCUACCAACAGCAGAACAUGCCGCAGUCUGUGACUCAGCAGUACAGCAGUGGAGGAGUCUGGGCCUCAGCAGGCCUUCCGGACCCCACGCCGCCUCUCUUUCUCCCCUCCAUUCUGGAGCGCCCCAUCUCCUUCUCACCGCCGCCUGCCUGCCCUCCCUCCAAGGCUUACAACGCCCAACGCCGCAAGAGCACGUCCAUCUUGGAGGCCCAUACGCGCCACUUCCAGCCUGUCUACCCCCGCUACGCCAGCAGCCUGCACCCCUACCACCCGGGGAUGGAUGGGCUGGGCAUGGGUGGAGGAGGAGGAGUGGAUGGGCACCUGGGAGUGGAUCCCUCGUCCCUCUUCAUGGUGCCCGGCUACGGUGCUCCGAGGCUGGGGUCAGUUGGAGAGCCCAUGCACCAGCACCUCCAAGGUCAGUCCCUCCAGGACCCUCUGUACGGGUACAAGGACGUGAGGGCGGAGCAGCAGGAGGAGGUGGUGGAGGCUGUGCGGAGGCUGAGUCUGAACCAGGCAGCGUUGCUGGAUCACUUUGAGGCCAUGGCCUAUGGGGGCUACCCCAUGACUGCUCACCAGAUCAACCAGAUCAGCUUCCACCAGCAGAUGCAGGCUGCGGCAGCCGCCAGCCUGGCCGUGUACGACCCUCCACAGCCGGCCUACGCCCAGACCUACCACCCCCACAUGCAGAGUCACAUGCGCCUCACCCACAGCCCCAUCCCUCAGCUGCCACCCAUGAGCACCUUGGGCCCGCAGGCCUCGGGUUCUACCGAUGGGUACCAGCUGCAGCACUCUGCCUCCUUCCCCCAGUCCGCUCCCCCAGUCAUGGAGCCCCCGCAAGGCAGCGUGUUCGAGUUCCACGUCCAAAACAUGGCUACUGCAGCUGCCGCCGCUGGGGCCGACUCUGGCGUGCUGGCCUCUAGACUGUACCGGGCUCGCCGCGGCUCCAUGGACCUCAACCUGGAGGAACAGGGGGGACCAGGAGGACAGUCAGGGGGGUCUGGGACCUACAGCCGCCUGCAGCCAGUCACUGAGGAACUGUACAGCUACAUCAGCCCUGAGAUGCCUCUCCCUCCCGGGAGCCUGCUACUGCACCAGGGCCAGAAGGACUGCAGCCCGGAACCUUCCAGUGACUCCAUGGCCUCCUCUGACUGUGGAGAGUUCCACUCUCCUCCGCCCCAGUUCGGGGCCUCCUCGGCCGCCCAGUCCAUCCCACACACCUUCUACGGGGCGGAGGCCGGGGGGAGGGACGCCACUGCAGAGGGCCAGGGAGUGGGCCACCCCCCCAGCCAGCAGACCUUUCUGUUUGUGCCUCCCUCCGAGUCCUCAGGGCGUCAGUCCUCUCACGUCAACAUACUACACACCACCUGGGCCCGACAGACGAACGUCCAACCCGACCUCUCGUAUCAUGAGUUUCCUCUGGCCAUGCAGGGAAACCCUGGGCUGCAGGUGCAGCAGAUCCCAACCUCCCAGUCCAACACUGGACACCCUCCUGCCCCCAACUCCCAGCCAGUCCCCAUCGCCCACCAACAGACCCCCUUGCAGGCCUCUCUCCCCCCCACCUCCCAGCCCAUGGUCUCUCAGCCCCAGCAGCAGCAGGCAGGCAGCACCGUGGUACAGAGCCCCUCUCAGACCCAGCUACCCCCUGGACCACAGCCCACACAGCUGUGCGCUAGUGAGCUGGGCGCUUCUGUUAUGUCCCCUUCGCCCAGCUUAGAACACCUGUACUAUCUCUACCAGGCACACCAGCUAGCUCUGGUCCAGAUGGCCUUCAAUCAGCCCUCGGUCCCGGUUACUGCAGCUGCAGCCCAAGGGGCGGCGUCACCCCCUGGGGGAGCCCUGGUGUCCCCACAGAGCCCUAUAGCAGCUGCAGCCUUACCUCUGCCUCCUGGGGCUCAUCCUCUACCUGGUUUUGUAUCUGCACCCACUCUGGUGACUCAUCCACCGCCGGUGCCACCGGCCUCCUCUAUGCCGCCCCAAAUGAUGCCUACUCAGCCGCUGGUCGUUGUGGUGCCCGUCAUCAGCGUAGCCAGCACCUCCCCAGAGCCGCCGGGAGAUGCCCAGCCCCAGCCCUCCCAGACGGCUCCUCAGCCUUUGUCAUUGGACCAGUCACAGUUACAACCUCCACAAGUGCUCUCGUCCAUGGAGAGCGGUCACUCUGAUGUGGCGUCCGGCCUGAGCGAUGGAAAUGAUGGAGGCAGACAGGAGGGGCGCUCCAUCAAGCGCCACCAGCGGCGCUCUGUACGGAGUCGCUCUCGUACCGACAAGAUUGGCAAAGCAAAGUUGAAUGUACUAAAUAUAUCCAACAUGGGCGACAGGGUAGCUGAGUGCCAGUUGGAAACGCACAACAGAAAGAUGGUGACUUUUAAGUUUGAUCUGGACGGAGAUAACCCAGAGGAAAUAGCACAGAUUAUGGUCACCAGUCUGUUUAUACUGGAGAGCGAGAGGGAGUCGUUCAUCGAGCAGGUCCGUGAGGUCAUCGAGAUGGCUGACGAGAAGGGUCUGGAGAAAGAUGGAAACACCCAGAUUGUUUCCCAGAUAGUUAGUGACCUCCAGCAGCAACAGAUCCCUGCUAUAUCUGAACCGUUACCAGGUAUCCCUUCCUGUGCAGCCCAGGUGGUCCACUCUGCAGGCAGGAGGUUUAUAGUCAGUCCCGUGCCUGAGUCCAGACUCAAGGACCAGUUCUUUGCUGACUCAGCGGCUGCAGGCUCUGCCCUGCUGAGACAAGAUUCACAGUCCUUUCACGCUGCAGGUCAGAGUCUGUCCCAGUCGGCCUCAGCGGUCAGCCUGCAGCAGGCCUUCUCAGAGAUGAGACAGAACCAGGGCCAGUACGACCCAGGGCCCAGCACCGCUCCUCCCUCCGUCCACAUAGCCUCCCUGCCUGUCCUGGUCUCUGCUGCAGCCACCACCACCACCAUCCCAGUCCUCUCCACUGCUCCUAUAGCCUCUGCUCCUCUCCCCCAUGCUCAGUUUCCAUCUGAGGCCUCUGUGACCUCCCCUCCCCCCCCAGCCUCCAUCUCCCCUCCAGCCUCCACCUCUACCUCUCCACCUGCGACUAUCCCCCAGGCCACCACCCCCAUCCCCACCCAGCUCCAGUCUGUUGAUACCCAGCCUCUCCUUUCCCAGGCCCCUCUCACCCUGCCGGUGACCCAACCCGUGGUCUCCUCCAUACCUAGUGUUACAGCCCCAAUCCCUGCCCCAGCCACCUCUGUGUCCCCCCCAGUCCCUGCUGUCCUCCCCAACACAACUACCCUGUCCACCUCAGCCUCCUUCCCCCAGACCUCUGGCUCCAUCCCUGGUGGUCCCACCACCUCCAUACCCACUACAGUCCUUUGUCAUUCUGCCACGGCCCCCCUGGUCAGCAGCUGUAGCAGUGAUAGUAGAGGUGGAGGAAGCUCAGAGCAGCUCCUUGUCCCUUCCACCACUACCGUAGUCCCCACCACGGCUAUCCAAGGCCCUCUGCUAGCCCCCUCCAUUGCUAACCCCAGUGCAGAGCUCCCUUCUUCCUCCUCGCCUGUAGCCUCUCUAGCCCCAGGGGCCACGGUCCCUACCUUACAGCCCAUCACCACCACCAUCCCCGUGGUCCAGCCCACCCUGGUGCACACCCAUCCCCAGCCUGCUACAAUGCCCAACCAGACCCACGCCCAGUGUGGGGAGUGUGAGGUGGCCCUGGGCAUCGAUGACAUCCACGCCCUGGAUAAGAAGCUUCGCUCCCUCUUCAUGGACCUGGGUGGCGGUGGAACCACCCAGGCCGAUGGCUCUGUCGACCCAGCUGGAGGCACUGGUGUCCCGGGAACCUCUUCCCCAACCGGCCAUUCAUCCACCCCCAACUCCACAGGCACCCCCUGCCCCCCUCCAGCCUCCCCCUGGCCUCCUCAGGACCAGGGCAUGUCUCUGGGACCCCCCUCACCACCCCGGGACAGGCUGGGACCCCUUCCACCUACACCCAGACUACCCCGGCCAAAGCACCUCUGUCUAGGUUACCGAGCAUUGUUUAUAACACAUACAGUAUGUUGUAAACCAUUUCAGAUUUUUAUGACACCUCUGUGUAAGGUGUUGCCUGUGGGCUCAGAUCAGGCUCAGGCUGGCCCCCCUCCUCCCUCAGACCACAUGGCACCCUUCCCAGGACCCUGUCUAACUCAGUCCCAGCAGCCUCUGGAAGACCUGGAUGCCCAGCUGAGGAGGGCCCUGAGCCCAGAGACGGUCUCUGUCACCACACAGUCCUCCCUCACUGGGAUGCCUGCAGGUGACCAGCCAGUGCCUUUCUCUCUGGAAGGGGAACCAAUCAUGUCGCCUAUUGCUGGAGGAUUCCAAAUGGGACGAUUCCAGGUCUCUGUGGCUGCAGACCAGGGUCCCCACAAAAUCGUGGGAGGGAGCCCCACAAAAUCCUCCUCCACCUCCUCUUCCUCCUCUUCUUUCUCCAGCCCGGAGAACACACUGCACAAUGUCUCCUCCCCUCUCCACGGAGGUAAGACUGGUGGGGGAGAUGUUGUGGACGGCCUGCCCUCCCUCCCCCACCGGACCGCCUCCCCUCAGCCCACCACCAUUGGCCGCUUCCAGGUCACCACCAACGCACCGGAUGCCAGGGUGGGCCGCUUCUCAGUGAGCCGAGCCCAGGAUGAGGCAGCCGAGGCUGGGUUGGAGCAAACACCCGCUUCCCAGGCUAACGGGCCUAGUAUUGAUCCUGGCUCGGCCACCAUGCUCCUCAGCCCAGAGGACAAACAGAGCUCCCUGCCCAGCCUCAACAACUCCUACAUGAGCUCUGAUAACGACUCUGAGUUUGAGGAUGAGGACUUGAAGAGGGAGGUCAACCGGUUACGGGAAAAGCACAUGAAGGAGAUCCAGGCCCUGCACACCAAGCAGAAGGAUGAGAUUGACUCCCUGUUCGCCAGGCUGGGCAAGGUGCCUCCAGCCGUGGUACUCCCUCCAGCUGUAGCCCUGGCCGGUCGCAGGAGACGACCCACCAAAAGCAAGAGCAGCAAGUCCAGCCGCUGCAGCUCCUCCCAGGGCAGCAAGAGCCCCCUGCAACCAGGCAGCACUUUAUCUGCACAGAGCGCCCCCUCAGUGUACCCACCCUACCAGGCUCUCCUCCUGGCCCCUGGGGGUCUCCCCGACCCCAACCUCCACCCUGCCUCGGGGAGCCGACCCCGGCCCCUCAAGCAUCUCGGCCCCUCCAGUGAAAACCUGUGCUCUGCCUACACCAGCGAAGCUACGCUGUCCGUGCCCAGUCUCUGUGCCCCCACCCAAGGCUGUGUUACGUUCAGCUGUGGGUCGGAGAGAGUGACCAUCAAACCAGGUGGUGGCAGAAGGACCCGUUUUCUGAGGAAGAUGGUGAAAAAAGUCUGCCCCUGCAACCAACUCUGUAGGACCAGCAGCACCAACACAGUGAGUGGUCCAGGAGGCCAGGGUCCAGGAGACCAGGGUUCAGGGGGUCAGAACCAGGGUCAGCCUUCUCCCAACCCCCCUCAACAGGGCCGGAAGGGCACGUUCACAGACGACCUGCACAAGCUGGUUGACAACUGGGCCCGAGACGCCAUCAGUCUGUCCCAGGGCAAGAGUCGCUCCAAACAGCAACCCUCACAGGGACACAGCUACCAGGCGACUCCGUCCACCAACAAGGGCCGUAAAUUCUCCGCCCCGAGUCAGCUGUGCCCCAGCAACGCCUCUUCCACCCCCGCUACCUCUCUGGGAGGCCGCAAGGGCUCCUUGUGUCCCCCUCCCCAGUACGGCGGGGUCGGGGCAUGCUACCCCUCCUCCACUGCACCUUACAGCAGCGCCCAGUGGGUGGGAUCCACGGGGUCCACAGGGCCGGGACAGGGUCAGGCCGGUAUGUUAGCCUCCUCUCAACCCCUGGUUGCCUCCUCCUCGCAGUUCCCCUCCUCUGCCACUGGGGGGCAGGGCUCCCUGCAAGGCUUCCAUCACAUCAGCACUUUGCAGAAAUCCGUCAGCAACCCUGGAGGCCCCAACCUGAGGACCACGUAGUGGCCAUGAGGGGAUGUUAGCCAUGCCGGGCUGGGAGACUGACAGACUGAGGGAGAGAGACAUGAGGAAUGAAGGGUGUCUGUGUUACAAGGGGGAGAGGGGCUUGUGUGUUACAAGUGACAUCAUGGUUGGUGGGACUGUAUUGAAUGUGAAUGAGCUGGCUGUGAAGAAGAGGAGGAGCAGGAGAGAGAAGAGUCAGCUGCUGUGUGAAAUGGUGCACCACUCUGCCCUCUUUUGUUCCCCUGAAGGAUAACAGGAGAGGGACACACUUCCCCUCUCCCCCACCCACCCCGAGGUCAACUGUGGGCCUUGGGGGUCGAAGAAAGACGCAAAACGCGACAAGGAAUACCAAUGGACACGAGUGCAAUGUUAUGUGGCCAAAGAGGGUUAAUGUGACAAUUACUAUUGUAAAAUGUGUGUGUGUGUGAUGGGCUUUGUUCCUUCACUGGCUUUUACAUGUACUCUACAGUAGAGACCAGAGCCUUGUGCUGAUCUCAGAGAGGAGGGAUGGAGGAUUGUACCAGACCAUGGGGGUGGUGGUGUACUUAUCGUUGGGGAGCUGCAGUACAUAGCUAACCCCCUUUCUCCUCUCACCUAUCUGAGCCCACCCCUGCCUGUUCAGCUCCUCCUGUUGGUAACUGACCUCCAGAACAGAGCUUUAAGUGACUGUACAGUACUAUACAGCUCCUCCUGUUGGUAACUGACCUCCAGAACAGAGCUUUAAGUGACUGUACAGUACUAUACAAGUGACUGUACAGUACUAUACAGCUCCUCCUGUUGGUAACUGACCUCCAGAACAGAGCUUUAAGUGACUGUACAGUACUAUACAGCUCCUCCUGUUGGUAACUGACCUCCAGAACAGAGCUUUAAGUGACUGUACAGUACUAUACAGCUCCUCCUGUUGGUAACUGACCUCCAGAACAGAGCUUUAAGUGACUGUACAGUACUAUACAGCUCCUCCUGUUGGUAACUGACCUCCAGAACAUAGCUUUAAGUGACUGUACAGUACUAUACAGCUCCUCCUGCUGGUAACUGACCUCCAGAACAGAGCUUUAAGUGACUGUACAGUACUAUACAGCUCCAGUAGAAGUCCAUUAUGGUCGAGUUGUGUAGCAUGUUGAGGAGAUGUGAGGAAGGUUAUGGGGUCAAGGAAUGAGCUUGUGAGGCUGAGGUGUGGGACUGGUGCCAUGUAUGUAGCUGGUCAGGCAGUGUUGACAUCCGGAACCACAUGUACUGCUAUUCCUAUAUAUCAUUUAGGAUGUUCAUUGGUGUGUGUAAGUGGAGAGUCACUAGAAAAGGCCUGGGGGUUCAUACCCUACUCUACCCCUCCUGUUGCCAUGGGAUGCAAUAAGAACACAGUAAUAGAAACCUCCUCCUAACUAUAAUGAUAACACAUAGUGACCUUCAUUAGGGAAACAAAACAGUCCAUGACCAGAUUCAGAAUGUCUUUUUUUUAUGAUUUUUUAAGAGUUUGGGAUUAUGAUGAUUCCAUGUUUAUUAGUGUUUUAAUUUUUUUCCUCUGUCCCCAUUGAACUGAGGAGACUCAUCUGUAGCAUGAUGAAAGGGUUAACGCUUGGGUUGAUCCAGGAACUCUCUCUCAGUAUAGGGCCUUUAAAGAAACUACAUCUCCCAGUAUAGGUCCUUUAAAGAAACUACAACUCCCCUCUCCAUGCUAACCAUCUCUUUACAUGAUUGGAGGGGAGUAGUGUGUGUGAUACCCAUCUAUCCCAGUCUUCACUUCAGGCUUAUAGUUACUCCAUUUUAAAAUGUGCUGUAUCUGGGGGGCUGAUGAGAUCCCCAUCCUGAAGCAUAAAGUCUGUACAAGCUGGCUGGUAGUUCCCAUCUACAUGUCCCUAAUGAGAGAGCCCCCCUGAACUAACACAGACAGGACUGAAGUAGAUUCUCUCAGACAGGAGUUGUUGACUGAAGUAGAUUCUCUCAGACAGGAGUUGUUGACUGAAGUAGAUUCUCUCAGACAGGAGUUGUUGACUGAAGUAGA